Messenger RNA from Diabrotica virgifera virgifera (western corn rootworm), 1965 nucleotides. Its product is annotated as zinc finger protein 234-like. The transcript has 3 exons. Lineage: Eukaryota; Metazoa; Arthropoda; Insecta; Coleoptera; Chrysomelidae. Bases 670 to 1893 code for a protein of 407 amino acids. The record is from RefSeq and is a predicted model, not a curated record.
ACAGUGACAGUUCGUUAGAUAAACGUCAUUUUUUUAUGUUUUGUACUUGUACUAAAACUAAAAAUUCCGAAGUUGUACUUUUGGCAAUAGGGCUUUUCAUCGAUUGUCAUUUGUUUCGAGCUUCUGUCAUGUGUCACAUAAUAUUAAUAUAUCUACGACAUACUUUAUUGGUAUAUAACAAUAAUACAAACCAAAGACGUAUGACGUAGAUAUAUUAAUAUUAUGUGACACAUGACAGAAGCUCGAAUCAAAUGACUGUGAAUGAAAAGCCCUAUUUGCAAUUUGGUUUUGGCUUUGGCAGUUGUUAGUUGUUGUAAACAAAUGGAAAUGAAAGUAAAACAAGAAAUUAGCGAGGACCCGUGUAAAGUAGAAAUAGAGAAUAAUGAGUUGGCUGAUGCUCUUUUGGAAGGCUUUAAAUGUGAAAUUAAGCAGGAAUCCAAUAAGCAACUUUCACGUGACUCCUAUGAUUAUUUAGACUUAAAGGAACAUUCAAUAAAGACUGAAAUAGAACAACAUGCAAGUAAACUUAACCCAUUUGAAGAAAACCAAAAAACUGAAAAAGUUUGGAAGUAUUCGAUUGACUGUCGGAAGAGAAGCACGUGAAUGUGACUCUGUUCUGUAGUGAAACGAAAUCAGUAUAAAAGCGGUUAUCUCCAAGAUGAGCACAAAAUGGAAAUUACGGAGACACUAAUUGAGGAUUCAUCGUACGAAGGAAAUUAUAUGACUCAACACGGUGAAGGGAAAACAUUAAAUCAAAAUAUGAAAGUUUCGACUGGACAAAGACUGUACUGUGAAACUUGUUUAAAACAGUUUCCUACUCAAAGUCAGUUUAAAAGACAUACGAGAUUACAUACUGGGGAAAAACCUUACAAGUGCGACGUUUGUUUUAAGCAGUUUAGCCAAGCAGGUCAUUUGAAAACACAUUUGAGAAUCCAUACUGGAAAACGUCCCUUCAAGUGCGAAAUUUGUUUUAAACAGUUUAGCCAAAAAAGUAAUUUGAAAAAACAUUUGAGAGUGCACACUGGGGAUAAACCUUACAAGUGUGAAAUUUGUUUUAAGUCAUUUGGUGAAGCAAGGUAUUUGAAAAUACAUUUGAGAGUGCACACUGGGGAACAACCUUACAAGUGUGGCAUUUGUUUUAAGCAGUUUUCUCAGGCAGGUUCUUUGAAAAUACAUAUGAGAGUACAUACUAGGGAAAAACCUUACCAGUGCAAAAUUUGUUUAAAACAGUGUACUACAGCAGGUAAUUUAAAACUGCAUUCUGUAAUGCAUAGUAGAGAAAGACCUCACACGUGUGAAAUUUGUUUUAAGAAGUUUUCUCGUGAAUAUUACUUGAAAAUGCAUUUUAGAGUACACAACGGGGAUAAAUCUUCCAAGUGUGAAACAUGUUUAAAACAGUGUACUAGUGCAAGCCAUUUGAAAACACAUUUGAGAAUGCACACUGGGGAAAAACCUAACAAGUAUGAAAUAUGUUUUAAGCCGACUAGUACAGCAGGUGAUUUGAAAAAACAUUUGAGAGUGCACACUGGGGAAGAACCUUACAAGUGUGAAACUUGUUUAAAACAGUUUCCUACUGCAAGUCAUCUGGAAAUACAUUUGAGAGUACACACUGGGGAAAAACCUUACAAGUGUGAAACUUGUUUAAAACAGUUUCCUACUGCAAGUCAUUUGAAAAUACAUUUGAGAAUCCAUACUGGAGAAAAACCUUAUAAGUGUGAAAUUUGUUUUAAGCAAUUUAUUCGACCAAAUCAUUUGAAAGAACAUUUGAACGUGCACUUUGGGGAAAAAUGCACCAAGUGUGCAAUUUGUUUUAUGCAGUUUAGUAGUGCAAGUGUGUUGAAAACACAUUUGAUGGUACACGUUGAUAGUGCAAACAAAAACGUUGUGUCAUAAAAACCAGUUUUGCAGCAAACUAAAAAAAAUAUAUAAAUCUAUUAAUUUUAGAAAUAAAAGGCAGAUAUCGAA